CCUCUGAGCAACAAGCUCCUUUGUCUUCACAAUCGUCCAGGUCUUCACAAUUUUCUUUGUCUUUACAAUCUUCUUUGUCUUCACGAUCUUCUUUUUAUUCACAAUCAUCAUCUUCACAAAGUUCAAAGUUAGCCCCAAUUAAUACAUGCUUUACCAAGACAAACCCUACAAAAAAAAAGCUAAUAUCUGAAAUUAGGUUAUUAAAUGAAAGAGUUAAAUAUUUGGAAGAAGAGAUUGAAACUCUUAAUAACCCUGGUACAAGUUCUUUGCAGCAAAUACUUAAAUAUCUCUUGCAUUCUAAUUCACCAACUAAAGAUCUGGGAUCUGAUCAAGAGGAAUCUGAAUCCCAACUUCCAAAAAGAAAAAAAAGAAAAACUAUACCCUUCUCCUAG
Messenger RNA from Dentiscutata heterogama, 392 nucleotides. Lineage: Eukaryota; Fungi; Glomeromycota; Glomeromycetes; Diversisporales; Gigasporaceae. The record is from the annotation of a GenBank genome assembly.